Molecule: messenger RNA, 783 nt
Organism: Patiria miniata (bat star)
Lineage: Eukaryota; Metazoa; Echinodermata; Asteroidea; Valvatida; Asterinidae
Product: atrial natriuretic peptide receptor 3-like
Exons: 1
Coding region: 1-783 (260 amino acids)
Molecular function (GO): signaling receptor activity; peptide hormone binding
Source: RefSeq, a predicted model, not a curated record
AUGUUGGUUGGGACUGCUGUCUUGUUAUCGUUACCGGCACCUGUACACCUGAUAAGGCAAUGUCAACCGCACGACAAGGAACAAGACUCCCUGCUAACCAGCCUGACAAUGUCCGUUCUUCUCCCUGGCUACCCUGUGCCCAGAUUGCCCCCUAAUCGAUACUACCCUUUCUUCAUGCAAAUGGUCCGGCCGGCCACCGAUAUGGCAUUACAGAGGUACUCGGAGAUUUUACCAAAUCACAACGUCACUGUCCUAUACGGGAAUACGCUUUGUGAAUCGGGUAUUGCACUCAAUACUGCCUUGGUUGAUUGGCUGGACCAUGGAGCCGAUGUGUUUAUCGGACCGGCCUGCGAAUACACGGCCAGUCAAGUCAGCCGAUUUUUGGGGUUCCGGAAUGUACCCAUGGUGACUGGAGCGGCCAUGGCGAUGGGUUUCAGGAGAGACGGUGACCACCCUACGAUAACCAGAACUCAGGCACCUUACAACAAAAUGGGUGAGGCGGUCCGUGAUUUCUUUGUGCAGUUUGCGUGGAAUCACACGGUUAUGGUCUACCGUAAGGAAGAUGUGCCGAUAAGUGAUUGUAAGUUUGCGAUGGGAUCUAUAUACCGUGUCCUUCUUGAACAUGGUUUUCAAACAACUCACGGAGAUUUUGAGGAAGUAAUUUUCAAAGACAGGGAUUACAUAACGAUGCUUGAGGAAGAGGUCAUGCCUAAAGCAAGAAGUAAGUUGCUCCUCCCCCUAUCCCAAUCCCCACGUUUGCUUUUCCUUCUCUUUCUCUUUUAA